This is a messenger RNA of Thermothelomyces thermophilus ATCC 42464, 2486 nucleotides long. RefSeq lists its product as uncharacterized. Lineage: Eukaryota; Fungi; Ascomycota; Sordariomycetes; Sordariales; Chaetomiaceae. Gene Ontology annotation, molecular function: ferric-chelate reductase activity. The coding region runs from base 186 to 2375 and encodes 729 amino acids. The record is from RefSeq and is a predicted model, not a curated record. Gene Ontology annotation, biological process: intracellular iron ion homeostasis; copper ion import; iron ion transport. Gene Ontology annotation, cellular component: plasma membrane. The transcript has 2 exons.
CACCACUACAACCGUCAUCACCACACGGCCCAGUCCCGCGAGAUCGACAUCGAGCCGGCUGUCAUUGUCCUUGGUGUCUCGUUCGAUCCGGGGCAACCUGACUCGUUCCGAGUCCGGAUGAGCUGCCAGCUCGGCGACCAGAAACACCAACUGAAACAACCCGAUCGGGACGAGCCGCCGCAGCCAUGGCGCUCACUCCCCGGCACAUCCAGAACCUCUCCGCGGCCGAGACCCUCGAGCCGCACUGGGGGUACGCGGACCGGGCGAUCCCAUGCACCAAUGACCCGGGCUCGUGCGCCUACCUGGACGUGGUCUACGCGGCCCACGACCGCGGCAUGAUCUACACGGGCAUCUUUUGGCUAACCAUCGGCGGCAUCCUGCUGGUCUGGGCCGUCUGCCGCCGCCUCUUCCCCGCUCGCGGGCCCGAGGACGACCUCAUCGCCGAGCAGCUCUCGCGCGCCCAACAAAAAGGGGCGGAGCAGCAGCAGCAGCAGCAGCAGCAGCAGCAACCACCAUCACUCGAAACGGACCCCGAAUCUCAACCGUCGUCGUCACCAUCAGCAUCAGCAUCAGCAUCAGCAUCAGCAUCAGCAUCCAACCCGCCCAACCCCUACCCCUACCCCCAAACCCACCCCCGCCGACCCGCCCUCGCCCGUCUCUGGCGGGCCGUGGCGGCCACCGGGCGGCGGCACCUCCUGCCGACGGCGCCGGUGCGCAUCCUCUUCGGCGCGACCACGCGGCUGCAGCUGCUGGUGCUGGCCGUGCUGGCGGGGUACCUGGCGGUGUGGACGUUCGUGGGGAUCGCGUACGCUCGGUGGGUGACGCCGGUGGCCGGGCGGGCGGGGCUGAGCAACACGCGCACGUCGCUGGGCCCGUGGGCGGACCGGGUCGGGGUGCUGGCGUACGCGCUGACGCCGCUGUCGGUGCUGCUGGCGUCGCGCGAGUCGCUGCUGGGCCUGCUGACGGGCCUGCCGUACACCUCCUUCCUCUUCCUCCACCGCUGGACCGGCUAUCUCGUCCUCGCCCAGUCGGUCCUGCACACGCUCGGCUGGGCCCUGGUCGAGGCCCGCCUGUACCGGCCCCAGCCCGAGGUGUGGAACGAGUGGGUGGCGCAGACGUACGCCGUCUGGGGCCUCGUCGCCCUCGUCCUGCUCGUCCUGCUCUGGGUCCUCUCCUGGCAGGUCGUCGUCCGCCGCGUGACGGGCUACGAGUUCUUCCGCAAGGCGCACUACGUGCUGGCCGCCGUCUACAUCGGCGCCCUCAUCGGCCACUGGAAGCAGCUGCAGUGCUUCCUGGUGCCCGGGCUGGUCCUGUGGGGGCUGGACCGCGGGGCCCGGCUGGUGCGGACCUGGAUGCUGCAUUACGGCUACUGGGCCUCCUCCUCCUCCUCCCCCUCCCCCGAGAACGGUGGCCGCAGCGGCAGUGGGGGGUGGUGGGGGUUCCGGAGCGUCGAGGCCCGCGCGAAAAUGUGGAGGGACGCCGAGCACGGGGACAUCGUCAGGCUCGACUUCGAGCACGCGCAGAAGCCCUGGAGCGUGGGGCAGCACUUCUUCCUCUGCUUCGCCGAGGGCAGCAUCUGGCAGAGCCACCCGUUCACGCCGCUGUCGCUCCCCGCCGCGGGCGCGGGGGGCAAGGUCAGGCAUUCGUACAUCUUCCGGGCCAAGGGCGGCGAGACGAAAAAGAUCGCCCGCCUCCUGGCCGACAAGGCGGCCGCGGGGGGCCCGUCUGCGGCGAUGACGACGACGCCCGUCAUCAUGCAGGGCCCGUACGGGGCGGACGUGAUUGGAGGCCUGACGCGGGACGUCAACGUGCUCUGCAUCGCCGGCGGCACCGGCAUCACCUACGUGCUGCCGGUCCUGCUGCGCCUGGUCAGGGGCAGGCCGGCGCCCGGGCGCAAGAUGGAGCUCGUCUGGGCCGUCAAGAGGGCGCUGGAUCUCGAAUGGGUGCAGCCCGAGAUGGAGGAGCUGCGCCGGCUGGGCGCCGCCCACCACCUGCGCAUCCGCACCUUUGUCACGGCCGAGCCGCUUUCCGAGCACUCGUCGUCCUCCUCCUCCUCCUCCUCCUCCUCCAAGGAGGAAAAGGUCAAGAUCGCGGACGAGAAAGGCCGGACAGAGUCGGACGACGACGUCGAGUCGACGCAGGGCGGCCCCUCCGCGGCGAGCAGAACUGGCCACCGACCGGAUGUGGCCGCCGUCGUGGUCGACUUCGUCGGUGGUGUGGCACACGGUCCGACGCGCGUAUUUGGCAGCGGCCCUCCAGGCAUGGUGGUGGAUAUGAGGGCGGCCGUGGCCAAGUGCAACUCGGGAAGGAAGGUCUGGAAGGGAGAGGAACGGUUCGACGUGCGUCUUGUUUGCGAUGAUCGGUUAGAAUGGUAAAGGAUACCCCUAUGUGAGGUUGAGUUCUGUCGGAGUUUACACCAGCCCAAACAAUUGUCUGUUGCUCGAGGAAAAACAACAGGCGAAAAUGUCUUCAUUAUAUUCAUUAAA